CAGUUCUCGCAACUCACUUUUCACAAAAUCGCUUCUCUCAAACUUCGCAAAACGCAUACACCGCCGUUCCCUCUGUGUGAAUUUGUAUUCAUAGAUGCCUCGUUACAGAGACGAAUCCCCAGCAGUUCGUGUUUACACCGUCUGCGAUGAAUCAAGAUAUUUGAUUGUUAGGAAUGUUCCAGCAUUAGGUUGUGGCAAUGAUUUGCUCCAACUUUUUUCAACCUAUGGAGAAGUAGAGGAGUGUAAGCCAAUGGAUGCAGAAGACUGCGAGCAAUUCACUGAUGUUUAUUGGAUCAAAUUUCGACUUUUCAGCAAUGCCAGGUUUGCAAAAAGAAAAUUGGAUGAGUUUGUUUUCCUUGGAAACCGACUGCAGGUUUCGUAUGCUCCCCAUUUUGAGAGUUUGUCUGAUACAAAGGAUAAAUUGGAGGGAAGAAGAAGCGAGAUUUUAGCUCGGUUAAACCCUAGAAGAUCCAAAGAGACUAUAGCUUCAAACUCUAGGCCCCUGAUUAACUCAAACAUCAGUUGCAUAUCAGAACAUUUAGAGCCUAAUCAAAGGAAUGCGGAACUUGAAGGAAGAUCGAACAACGGUAAUCUUUCAAAAAGAACGGUUUCAUCUAAUGAGGAUUAUUUUUCCUCCCCUUCCAUGAACCAAACAGUGAGGAUUGUCAGGGACAAACUUGAUAAGAUUCAAUCCAGUGGUGAGCAUCUACAAGCUGGAUCAACAUCAAAAAAAGCACGAGUUGAUAAUAGGAGGAGGAUUUGAUGUGUAAACUUAGAAAGUUUUAUGUAAUUGUGAAUCUUUGAUGUUCUCUGGGUUGUGUUUGAGAGGUUGUUGGAGGGAAAGAAGAGAAGGGGGAGGCUUAUGGCUCUUCCUCGUUUGGGAGUUUUAUAGAAAACUUGAUAGACAUUGGGGAAAUUUUAAAAAACUCCCCAGACAUUCUUUAUAUGAAUUUUUUGAGUUCCUCUAAAUUGAGGGAUUCAAAAGAAAAAUUAAUUAAUUUACUCAUUUAGCUUUUGCAAAUUUGAAAAAUUACACUACUAAUAUCGCAACCGUACAUUUUUUUUUUUUAAAAAAUGUUUGGGUACUCAACAUUGUCGGAUUUCCUCCUCCUCUCUCUGAAGAUCUCUUCACUCUCUUCUUCGGGAACAAGAUCAAUCUCCUAUUCAGAAAUAGAUGUCAUAUGAGAGGUGAAGGUGUGUAUUGUGAAUUCCAUUGAAGGGUUUUGCUCUUGCAUUUACUUAGAGGUAACUCGGCUUGUAGUGAAUAUUCAUAACUGAAGUAUUGGAAUGAUCUGUUUAUUUGAUCUUUGGGAUCUAUGAAAGAAUUAUUCUUAGAUCUAUCUUGUUGGGAAUCAUAUUAUACAAUCAAAAUGUUGGAAAUUGGCGACAUCUAACAAAUUGCAGACGGAAGAAGUUCUCGAGGUUUAAUUAUAACAUCUCGAUUUUGAUUGAAUUAUGCUGAUUUGGUUCAUGGAAUUAUGUUGUGUGGUAGUUGCUUGUGCAAAUGGAAAGGUUAAGUUGAGUUGUCUGAUUCUUUCCUAUUUGUUAAAACAUGUAAAACUUCCCAAAUAUGUUGUUAAGAUGAAUUUUUGUUAUAUCAUUUCUUAUAUAAAAGCUUUUAUAUGU
Trifolium pratense (red clover) is the source of this 1626-nucleotide messenger RNA. RefSeq names its product RNA-binding protein 48. The transcript is spliced from 10 exons. Gene Ontology annotation, molecular function: RNA binding. Bases 95 to 763 code for a protein of 222 amino acids. NCBI's taxonomy places the organism in Eukaryota, Viridiplantae, Streptophyta, Magnoliopsida, Fabales, Fabaceae. The record is from RefSeq and is a predicted model, not a curated record. Gene Ontology annotation, cellular component: nucleoplasm.